AUGGCUCCUGUUGCUCCUCGAUCUGGCGAUGCGAUAUUCGCAAACAUCGAACGCGUUAAUGCCGAGCUAUUUACUCUGACAUAUGGGGCAAUUGUGCGGCAAUUGCUUACAGAUCUGGAAGAGGUUGAGGAAGUCAACAAGCAGCUAGAUCAAAUGGGUUAUAAUAUUGGAAUCCGUUUGAUUGAUGAGUUUUUGGCUAAAUCUAAUGUCUCAAGGUGUGUUGAUUUCAGAGAGACAGCUGAUGUGAUUGCAAAGGUUGGUUUUAAAAUGUUCCUUGGUGUUACUGCAUCCGUGACCAAUUGGGAUGCUGAAGGGACUUGUUGUAGUAUUGUUUUGGAAGAUAAUCCUUUGGUGGACUUUGUUGAGCUUCCUGACAACUACCAAGGUCUGUACUACUGCAACAUAUUAAGCGGAGUUAUUAGAGGAGCUUUGGAUAUGGUAUCAAUGAAGGCUGAGGUCACUUGGCUACGUGAUGCGCUUCGAGGUGAUGAUGUGUUUGAGUUGCAAGUAAAACUUCUCAAGCAAGUUCCAGAAGAGUAUCCAUAUAAGGAUGAUGAGUAG
Vicia faba (fava bean) is the source of this 561-nucleotide messenger RNA. Lineage: Eukaryota; Viridiplantae; Streptophyta; Magnoliopsida; Fabales; Fabaceae. The record is from the annotation of a GenBank genome assembly.